GACCGCCCGGGAGGAUGCUGCGGAUCCUUAACAAACUACCUGACCUCGGCCAAGUUCCUUCUCUACGUGGGCCAUUUCUUAUCCACUUGGGGGGACCGGAUGUGGCACUUCGCGGUGUCCGUGUUCCUGGUGGAGCUCUACGGGAACAGCCUGCUCCUGACGGCCGUCUACGGGCUGGUGGUGGCAGGGUCCGUGCUGGUCCUCGGGGCCAUCAUCGGCGACUGGGUGGACAAGAACGCCAGGCUUAAAGUGGCCCAGACAUCACUGGUGAUACAGAACGUGUCGGUCAUCCUGUGUGGCAUCAUCCUGAUGAUGGUCUUCUUGCACAAGGACGAGCUGCUGACCAUGUACCACGGAUGGGUCCUCACUUCCUGCUACAUCCUGAUCAUCACCAUCGCCAACAUCGCCAACCUGGCCAGCACCGCCACUGCCAUCACCAUCCAGCGGGACUGGAUCGUCGUGGUCGCAGGCGAAGACAGGAGCAGACUAGCAGAUAUGAAUGCCACGGUUCGCAGGAUCGACCAGUUAACCAACAUCUUGGCGCCCAUGGCUGUUGGCCAGAUUAUGACCUUUGGCUCCGCGGUCAUCGGCUGUGGCUUCAUUUCCGGGUGGAAUCUGGUGUCCAUGUGCGUGGAGUACUUUCUGCUCUGGAAGGUUUACCAGAAGACCCCUGCGUUAGCCGUGAAAGCCACUCUCAAAGUGGAGGAAGCUGAGCUGAAACAGCUGAAUUUACACAAAGAAACUGAGCCCAAACCCCUGGAGUCCACUCACCUGAUGGGGGACAAAGACCCUGCGGUGCACGCGCUGGAGCCGGAGCCCGAGCCCAGCUGCGGGGAGCAGCUGGCCGAGCCCUUCCGCACCUUCCGCGACGGCUGGGUCUCCUACUACCGCCAGCCCGUGUUCCUGGCGGGCCUGGGCCUCGCCUUCCUCUACAUGACGGUGCUGGGCUUCGACUGCAUCACCACGGGCUACGCCUACACGCAGGGCCUGAGCGNCGAGUCCGUCCUCUCCGUCAGCCUGCUGUUCGCGGGCGUCAUUGCUGCUAGGAUCGGCCUUUGGUCCUUCGAUUUAACUGUGACACAGUUGCUGCAAGAAAAUGUAAUAGAGUCAGAAAGAGGCAUUAUAAACGGUGUCCAGAACUCCAUGAACUACCUUCUCGACCUCCUGCACUUCAUCAUGGUGAUCCUGGCCCCCAACCCGGAGGCCUUCGGCCUGCUCGUGCUCAUCUCCGUCUCCUUCGUGGCCAUGGGCCACAUCAUGUAUUUCCGGUUUGCCCAGAAGACCCUGGGCAACAAGCUUUUCGCCUGUGGUCCUGUCGAAAAGGACGUUGCGAGCGAAGACCAAGCUUCCACGUCUGCUGUGUGAGCCGGUCUCGCCGGCUGGUCCCUGUUACUAGGUUACACAGAGCGCGUGCUUGUCUUGUGCUUCACAUCCCCCUACGUGGCUGGGUGUCCCUCUGGUUUUACCACAACGGUGUCCUGAAGGCUAAACGCUGUUUCCGAAACCUCAGUCAGCUGAGUGAACUGGUUGGCUUCCCUUCCAUUUCAGGAUGGGAAAAAGUAGGAAAGGAAAAAGCCUAAAGAUAGAGACUAAAAUGGCACAUACACUGAUUUUCCCCUGUUUCUACCGAGUAGAGAAAAUUUUCCAUAAAAGAGUGGUGAGUCGGGUGAAUUAAGUUAAUUUUUGGCAGAUAUUUAUUCUCUGUAGUAGAAUUCAGAUGUCAGUUUGCCCUAAGACUCACUCUCGUUCAAUCCGGCUAAUUUACUUUCCUUUGUGUUUUAUUCCAUUAUAAAAACCAGUUCUCCUCCGAGCAGGAAGACUGAAGUUUCAUAACCAGUAUUAUCCUCAUUGAUCCUGACAAUCUUAAGGGAUUUAUAUAAAUGUGGAAAACAACAUAUUUCAGUAGAAUUCUCUAACAGGGUUAUGGUUGAACUUUAGAGAGCACCUUGGUAUAUUUGUAUUAUCAGAGAGGGCAACAUACCGUAUUAACCUACACAGCACUCUGUAAAAUGCUAAUACGCUGCAGGUAGAAGCAACGCUGCACAGUAGAUUUAUAACACUGAAUGCAUAAUGACUUCCAGCGCCAACAGUCUGGCCACAGAAACUCGCACUGAAGGACCAAGAUCUGGAGGUAACUCCCGCCACCCUCACUGACUGCCUCUCUCAGCCGCGAGGGAGUCUGCUUGCUGCCCGCAGGUUGAAUGGGAAAGCAGGCCCACAGGGGAAAGGGUUUGUGUUGUCCAUCAUGUGACUUGUUAGGAGCACGCUGGGGUGGAGCAUUUUCCCCUUGAUUGUUUGUACCCAGGAGCUAUUUUUACCCAGUUGCAGAGCAAGACUGUCCCUAAAUGAAUUCCUUUCAGAUGUCUCUGAGAAGCAUGGGGCGGGGGGGGGGGGCGGGGGACGUUUGUAUAUAUUUUUAAAAACUGUUUGGCGAGUCCUUUUGCAACAUGCCAGUACCAGCAGGCCCUCUGCCUUAACGUUUAUGCACUUUCGUGGAGACGGCAAUACGUCACGAUGAGCACUUUCCUAACCCUUGAGGUCGAGUCUUUUUCUCUUUUCUAUGGUAUGUCAUGAUUUGCUAUGUUGUAUAAUCUUUGUAAAAUAUUUCUAUAUAAAACUAUUUUUAAAAUCUU
Messenger RNA from Myotis brandtii (Brandt's bat), 2633 nucleotides. It is a transcript of the gene SLC40A1, whose product is annotated as solute carrier family 40 (iron-regulated transporter), member 1. Gene Ontology annotation, biological process: iron ion transmembrane transport. Gene Ontology annotation, cellular component: basolateral plasma membrane. The record is from RefSeq and is a predicted model, not a curated record. The annotation marks the transcript as partial. Gene Ontology annotation, molecular function: peptide hormone binding; iron ion transmembrane transporter activity. The transcript has 9 exons. NCBI's taxonomy places the organism in Eukaryota, Metazoa, Chordata, Mammalia, Chiroptera, Vespertilionidae.